Maudiozyma barnettii is the source of this 612-nucleotide messenger RNA. RefSeq lists its product as uncharacterized. The record is from RefSeq and is a predicted model, not a curated record. The coding region runs from base 1 to 612 and encodes 203 amino acids. The transcript has a single exon. NCBI's taxonomy places the organism in Eukaryota, Fungi, Ascomycota, Saccharomycetes, Saccharomycetales, Saccharomycetaceae.
AUGGUACAUUUUAGAAGAAAAUCGAACCAUAGUGGUUCUAUGGACUCACCGGACCAAGACAAAGGACAUAGACCUCAAAAGUCAGUAGGAAGUGGUGACAUGAAAUUAUCGAAGGAAGAGGCGGCCAGGUUUAAAGUUAGAACUGCGUCAGUAAAUGACCCCAUUUUAGAGGCAGUCCAAGAGGCUCAACCUUUCGAGCAAGCUGCUGAUACGUUUAAAACUAACAUGAAUAGAAGAUCCUACUUUGAUGCAGAGGAUGGUUCUAAAGUUCAAGCUACUGACGUUUUCGGUAAUGUUAUCGAGGUGCCAGAUAUCUCUAAUCCAACUAGAUCAAGAGAUGAGAGACCCCUUGACACAAUCCGUGGGUUUGAAUAUGCUAUAACAGGGGACCCCCAGUUGGCUCAACAGAUAGAAACACCUUAUCUGGGGUUUAAUGUAAGGCAGGAUUUUCCACUGGGCAAUCCUUACGAUAAUUACCUAGAAGCUAAUGGUGGGGUCGGACCUAGUCAAGGAACUCAAUCCCAAGGUGUUUAUCAGACUCCACUAUCUACUGAUGGCGACGAAAAGAAAAAGAAAAAGAGAAACUGGUUUGGCAGAAAGAAGAAGAGUUAG